Molecule: messenger RNA, 216 nt
Organism: Acaulospora morrowiae
Lineage: Eukaryota; Fungi; Glomeromycota; Glomeromycetes; Diversisporales; Acaulosporaceae
Source: the annotation of a GenBank genome assembly
AUGCGAGCAGUAAUUGGUCAUUGGAGAUCCCUAGGAAUUUUUUGUGGAAAUCAUCUGGACGAUAUGUGGAUUAUGCACCCAAAUCGAGAAAUACUAUUAAAUAUCCGAAAUUUAAUAAUUCUACCAGAUUUAAUGAAAUAUGGAUUUGUACUAGCCAAGAAAAGUCAAUUGGAACCAACACAAAAAGCAAAAUUUUAUGGAUUGAUUCUAAAUACG